Echinostoma caproni is the source of this 276-nucleotide messenger RNA. Lineage: Eukaryota; Metazoa; Platyhelminthes; Trematoda; Plagiorchiida; Echinostomatidae. The record is from the annotation of a GenBank genome assembly.
UUGAGCAGCGAGUCAAGCCAGGCCAAAGCGGCGCGUACCGCUCGAAGUUCUCUCGGAAACAAUAGUAUAGCAGUAUUCGACCCCAUAACCGAAUUCUCUAGCACGUAUCCACUGGAUAUGGCACGACCAUCCGCACGCCCCUAUACCAGUAACAUUGGCCCAUUUUUACCCGCCCUACCCAAAACCGGUGAUGCAGCACAAGUAGCUCGGCAACGAAAAGCCCGAACGUUGCAACGUAAACGAUUGGAUCGGACGCAGAAUAUGUUCCCACCUUAG